CGGUGCCGCACAAUUAGGUUGAUAGCACAUUUUUUUGUAUUAUACCAAAACUAGUGGUGCAGAAGACGGGCACAGUGCAGAGGGCCACCAGCAAGCUGAAAAAUGUAUAUAUAAAUCGGUAGUAGUUGCUGAAAAAGUGUAUACCGCAGUGUAGGAAGUAUUAAAAAUUCACGUAAAUUUUGUGUUCAAAUGUGGAAAAUUCCAAAUAUCGCAGUCUAGCUACAAAUCGAAUGCAUUGUGCAACCCACCAAAAAUUAUACAAAAGCAGCGUUAUGUAAAUAAAUCGCUAGGUGCUAAACGUAUAUAAAUCAUAUGCCAAGAAAUCAUCAGCGCGACAGCGCCAAAGGCGACGAAAGCGACAGCGACACUCAUCAUACCAGCCGACUUAAUAGCCAAGUAACAACUAAAACAAUCAGCAAAGCGACGUUUGGGUCGACAGCCAAUUGACCGGGCAAUCAAACGACAAACAACAAGCAACAAGCAACAAGCGCAGUGUUAAACACUCUUCUGGGCAACAACGCCUAAAAGUAUACUAUCAAAGCCACGCAAAAGUCAACCGAAUACACCCACAAGGCACUAGGUGUCAUUAAUGCAAAAAUAGCAACAACCGAGGGCGAAUAAAAUUUGAUUGCCUGCUGGAGACGACGCGACCAUCCGACAACGGAACGCAAAUCGCGGACCGACACAGGCAGAAGGCAGCGGCGAAGUCGAAGGCGACAGCAACAACGGGCAAUAAGACACUCUUUAGCCCGCGCAGUUCAGGCGUAGCUGAGGUGAGCCGUGUAGGCGGUUAAUUGGGAAUUUUCUUCUGCUAACGGUUGUUUCGAGAAAGCAGUCAAAAUUCACCGGCUAAGCAAGAGUGCAAUGGGCAGUCCAUACUAUAGAGACAUGGAUGAGCCAACAAGUCCAGCCGGUGCGGGCCACCAUCGGAGUCGGAGUGCCAGCAGACCGCCGAUGUCACACGCCAUGGAUUAUCCAAGAACCCGUUACCAGUCGCUGGAUCGCGGUGGCUUGGUUGAUCCGCACGAUCGUGAAUUUAUACCCAUACGUGAGCCACGCGAUCGCUCACGCGAUAGGUCACUCGAGAGAGGAUUGUAUUUGGAGGACGAGUUGUACGGACGUUCAGCGCGACAGAGCCCCAAUCCUAUAGGUUAUCAAACGGGCUUACCAUCGUCGGAUCGAGCGUAUCUGGGCGAUCUACAGCAUCAAAAUACAGAUCUGCAGCGCGAAUUAGGUCAACUUAAGCGAGAGUUAGAACUGACAAACCAAAAGUUGGGCAGUUCGAUGCACAGCAUAAAGACAUUUUGGUCGCCGGAGCUGAAGAAGGAGCGAGCGUUACGUAAAGAAGAGAGCGCCAAAUACAGUUUGAUUAACGACCAGCUAAAGUUGCUGAGCACGGAGAAUCAAAAACAAGCGAUGUUGGUGCGUCAGCUGGAGGAGGAGUUACGUAUGCGCAUGCGACAGCCUAACAUAGAAAUGCAACAACAAAUGGAGGCUUUGUACGCGGAAAACGAUCAUUUACAGCGCGAGAUCAGCAUAUUACGCGAGACGAUUAAGGAUCUUGAGUGCCGCGUGGAAACACAAAAACAAACGCUCAUUGCGCGCGAUGAAAGUAUCAAGAAAUUAUUGGAGAUGUUGCAAACCAAGGGAAUGGGUAAGGAGGAGGAGCGACAAAUGUUCCAGCAAAUGCAAGCCAUGGCCCAAAAACAGUUGGACGAAUUCCGUCUUGAAAUACAAAGAAGGGAUCAAGAAAUAUUGGCGAUGGCGGCCAAAAUGAAAACUUUGGAAGAGCAACAUCAGGACUAUCAGCGGCACAUAGCGGUUCUGAAGGAGUCGCUAUGUGCCAAGGAGGAGCACUACAAUAUGCUGCAGACUGAUGUUGAAGAGUUGCGCGCCCGCCUAGAAGAGAAAAAUCGCUUGAUCGAGAAGAAGACACAAGGCACGCUACAAACGGUGCAGGAACGGAAUCGUCUGACUAGUGAACUCACCGAAUUGAAGGAUCACAUGGAGAUUAAGGAUCGCAAAAUCAACGUGUUACAGCGAAAGAUUGAGAAUCUCGAGGAUCUACUCAAGGAAAAGGAUAAUCAGGUGGAUAUGGCGCGGGCACGUCUGUCGGCAAUGCAGGCUCAUCACAGUAGCUCCGAGGGCGCUCUCACAAGUCUCGAAGAAGCCAUUGGUGACAAAGAGAAACAAAUGGCCCAACUGCGAGAACAGCGAGAUCGUGCCGAACAUGAAAAGCAAGAGGAGCGCGAAUUACAUGAGCGUGAAAUUGCCGAUUACAAAAUCAAGUUGCGCGCACUCGAGAGCGAAGUAGAGAAAUUGAAUACACGCCUGGAGCGUGCAGUCACCGAACGUGAGCGUUUGGAAAUCAAAUUGGAGGCGUCACAAAGUGAAUUGGGCAAAUCGAAGGCGGAGUUGGAGAAGGCCACCUGCGAGAUGGGACGCAGCAACGCCGACUGGGAGUCCACCAAACAGCGCAUCGCCCGUCUCGAAUUGGAAAACGAACGCUUGAAACACGAUCUGGAACGUUCACAGCUGCAGCUAGAAGAACAGACCACACUACAUAAAUCUGUACAAAAAUUAAUGCUCGAAUCGGGACGCUUAUCGACAACAUUUGGCCGCACAACAAUGACGACUUCGCAAGAACUGGACCGGGCACAAGAGCGCGCCGACAAGGCGGCCGCGGAACUGAGGCGAACACAGGCCGAGCUCCGCGUCACACAGUCGGAUGCGGAGCGUGCUCGUGAAGAGGCGACUGCGUUGCAGGAGAAGCUCGAGAAGAGUCAGGGUGAAGUAUAUCGCCUUAAAGCGAAGCUCGAGAAUGCACAAGGUGAACAAGAAAGCUUGCGCCAGGAGCUGGAGAAAGUGCAAGGAGGGGUGUCACGUAUACAUGCUGAUCGGGAUCGGGCCUUCUCUGAAGUGGAGAAGAUGAAGGAAGAGAUGGAGCGAACCCAAGCCACACUGGGCAAGGCACAACUGCAGCAAGAAAAACUGCAGAACUCAUUGGAUAAAGCCCAGAACGAAGUCGACCACUUGCAGGAGAAACUCGACAAAUCGGUGGCUGAAAACCGACGCUUGGUACUCGAGAAGGAAAAGCUCACCUACGACUAUGACAACCUACAGUCGCAGCUAGACAAGGCGCUGGGACAGGCGGCGCGCAUGCAAAAGGAACGCGAAACGCUCACGCUCGACACGGACCGCAUACGCGAAAAAUUAGAGAAGACGCAGAUGCAACUAGCACGCAUACAAAAAGAACGGGAUCAGUUCUCAGAUGAGUUGGAAACACUCAAAGAACGCUCCGAGACAUCGCAAACUUUACUGAUGAAAGCGGCCCGCGAUAAGGAGGCGAUGCAAACCGAUUUGGAAGUGCUCAAGGAGCGUUAUGAAAAGUCACAUACCAUACAACAAAAAUUGCAGAUGGAGCGUGACGACGCUGUUACCGAAGUGGAGAUACUUAAAGAGAAACUGGACAAGGCACUUUAUGCUAGUCAGAAACUCAUCGAUGAGAAAGACACCUCCAAUAAAGAAUUCGAGAAGAUGCUUGAGAAGUACGAUCGUGCACAGAAUGAAAUUUAUCGACUGCAGUCGCGUUGUGAUACUGCCGAAGCUGAUCGCGCACGUUUGGAAGUCGAAGCAGAGCGUUCCUCUUUAGCCGCGUCGAAGGCGCGGGAAGAUUUGCGCAAAUUACAAGAGGAGAGCACUCGCUUACAGGAAGCCUGCGAUCGAGCCGCGCUGCAACUGAGCAGAGCCAAGGAGAGCGAAGACAAUGCGCGUGUUGAGCUCGAGCACAAUCGAGAACGUUUCGAUAAAAUACAAACCGAUUUGCGACGAUCGCAAGGUGAAAAAGAGCAUUUGCAGUCGGAGUUGGAGCGUGUCACAUAUGAACUGGAGCGCGCACACGCUGCACAAACCAAAGCCAGCGCCAGCGUGGAAGCGGCUAAAGAGGAGGCUGCGCACUAUGCCGUUGAAUUGGAGAAAAUGCGCGAUCGUUACGAGAAGAGCCAAGUGGAGUUACGUAAACUCCAGGAUACUGAUACAUUUGGACGCGAGACUCGUCGCCUUAAGGAAGAAAAUGAGCGUCUCCGUGAAAAAUUGGACAAAACCCUUAUGGAACUCGAAACGAUUCGUGGCAAGUCACAAUAUGAAUCCGAAUCGUUUGAAAAAUACAAAGACAAGUAUGAAAAGAUUGAGAAUGAAAUACAAAAUAUGGAAUCGAAACUGCAUGAGACCACCCUGCAACUGGAAUUGUCCAAGGGCGAGGUUGCUAAGCUACUUGCCAAUCAAGAGAAACAACGUAGCGAAUUGGAGCGGGCGCAUAUUGAGCGCGAGAAGGCACGUGACAAGCACGAGAAACUGCUGAAGGAGGUGGAGCGAUUGCGUCUGCAGCAACAGUCGGCCAUCAGCCCUGGCGAGUCGGUGCGCGCAUCGAUGUCGGCGGGCGAGCGCCAAGAAAUCGAUCGAUUACGCGAUCGCCUCGAGAAGGCGCUACAGUCGCGCGAUGCCACCGAACUCGAAGCGGGCCGCCUCGCCAAGGAGUUGGAGAAAGCGCAGAUGCAUUUAGCCAAACAGCAGGAAGCGAACGAAUCGACGCGCAUCGAAUUCGAACGCAUGUCUGCCGAACUCGGCCGCCUGCACGAUCGACUCGAGAAGGCAGAGGCCGAGAAGGAGUCACUACGCCAAUCGGCACGCAAUGGCGCAGACAAACCGCAUCCACAACUCGAAAAGCACAUGCAGAAAUUGGAAGCCGAUUGCAAGCAAUUGGCCAUCGAACGCGAGCAAUUGGUGCUGCAACUCGAAAAGAGCCAGGAGAUAUUGAUGAAUUUCCAAAAGGAGUUGCAAAAUGCCGAGACCGAAUUGCAAAAGGCGCGUGAAGAGAACCGCAAAUUACGCAACGGUCACCCGGCAUCACCCGCGGCACCUGCUGAACUGCAAGCUAUGCAACAAGAAAUCCAGAUGCUGCAACAGAAGUUACAAGAGACCGAAAAAGCCCUACAGGCCGCCAGUGCCGUAGCGGGAGCGAGUGGCGCCAAUCGCGAAGAGGUCGAACAGUGGCGCAAGGUGCUUGAAGUUGAGAAGAGUCGCGCCGAAAUGGCCGACAAAGCCGCACAAGAAAUGCAUAAACGCAUACAAUUGAUGGAUCAGCACAUUAAGGAGCAACAUCAACAAAUGCAAAAGAUGCAGCAACAGAUAGCACAACAGCAACAACAACAACAGCAGCAGCAACAGCAAGUGUCCGGUAAUGCUCAAGAAGUCACGAAAGAGAUGGAGAAAGUGAAAGGAGAACUGCAGGCCGCCUGUACAGAGCGUGACCGUUUCCAACAGCAGCUGGAGUUGCUGGUACAAGAACUUGAAAAAAGCCAGCUUUCCAACCAGGAGCAGUCGAAGCAAUUGCAGACCUCCCAACAGCAAGUGCAACAACUGCAGCAACAGGUGCAGAUGUUGCAGCAGCAAGUACAACAACUGCAGCAAGCGGGCACUUCCGGCGCAGCCGCCACCGAUGUGCAGCGCCAACAAUUGGAGCAACAACAUAAGCAAUUGGAAGAGGUGCGCAAACAGAUCGACAACCAAGCCAAGGCCACGGAAAGCGAGCGCAAGAUCAUCGAGGAGCAGCGCAAGCAGAUCGAAGCCAAACGCAAGGAUAUCGAGGAGAAAGAGAAGAAAAUGGCCGAUUUCGACGUGCAGUUGCGCAAACGAAAGGAGCAAAUGGACCAGUUGGAGAAAUCUCUGCAGACGCAGGGUGGCGGUGCGGCGGCAGCCGGAGAGCUUAACAAGAAGCUCAUGGACACACAGCGACAGCUUGAAGGCUGCGUUAAGGAACUGCAAAACACCAAGGAGGAGCACAAAAAGGCAACCACCGAAUGCGAACGGUUACUGCAACUGGUGCAAAUGUCGCAAGAGGAACAGAACGCCAAGGAGAAAACUAUUAUGGACUUACAACAAGCCUUAAAGAUCGCUCAAGCAAAAGUGAAACAAGCACAAACGCAGCAGCAGCAAGAUGCUGGACCAGCUGGAUUCUUGAAGAGCUUUUUCUAAAGAGUAUUACUUGAAAAAGUGAAAACAAACAAACAUAUACGAGAAGCAACAAAACUUUUCAUUAUUACACUGUACAUUUAACUACCAGUAACCUCAGUAUUGAUUUCAUUAUAAUAAUGAGCAAUGGAAAAGAAGUAUUCGAAAUCUUUUUUACUCAACUUUUUGCUGAACGCUGUCUUUUUCUAAUUAUUGUUUUCUUGUGACAAAACCAAAAAUAUAUACGCAGAUUAAUGUUAAAUAUUCUGAACUAAGUACUACUGUAUUCAUUACUCUUCAUACUAACCACAAUCGGCUGCUUAUUCACAACCUACACGACAAGUAGGCAGACAUAACCGACACACAAAUCCACACAUACAUACCGAAAGGAGCAAACACUCGACCAAAGAGCGUCGUAAGUCAACAGUAAACAGUUGGAGAGUCCAGUCCAGCUACAGAAGCUUUGUGGAGGGCGCUGAGUGUAAAACUACUGGAGUAGUAUGUGUGUAACGGUAGAUGGUAAGAUACAUAAGUAUGUGAGCGAAUAUUGCAAGGCAAGCGAAGACGGAAAUUUACAAAUUUGAAAGCAAAACAAACGUAAUAAAAUAAUUAGUUCCAGACGAACUCGUUGAUUCGGCGAGUGCGGAGAGAAUUUUUUUGGUGAGCACACAAAUGUAGCAGAUUUAUAGAGAAUGGAAAAUGCACGGCGUGCAUGCAUAUGGAGGUGUGUUUCUAGCUUAAAUACAAAUCUCGGCGAAGGAGUAUUGGAAAAUAUAAAUGUAGCAAAAUAGGCGUGACCGUUAGCAAAUAAAAAUAUAUAUAAAUUAGAAAAAAUAAAUAAAAAACUACAACAAAUGAAAUACAACUAAAAGCACUACAUAUAUGCAGAGUUAUAGUUAGUUUAUCAAAGAGAAGUGAAUAAACAAUAUAAUGUUAAAAUUAAUUAUGUAAAUAUUAGAACAAAUUGUAGCAAAAAACAAAAACAACAAACAAAAACUUUUAUUUUAAAUAACCUAAUGAAAUAUACAAAUAUAAAAAAUUUACAAAGACAUAAAUUGAAACAAUACCACAGUGUAUUAGUGGACCAAGGGUCGUGCCACAAACUUCGUUAAACAAAUAAGUCACACAUACAUAUUUGCAUAUUAAAUAUAAUAUAAUUACAUUUAGCAAUAUAUA
Molecule: messenger RNA, 7185 nt
Organism: Bactrocera latifrons
Lineage: Eukaryota; Metazoa; Arthropoda; Insecta; Diptera; Tephritidae
Gene: brp
Product: trichohyalin
Exons: 22
Coding region: 865-6033 (1722 amino acids)
Biological process (GO): neuromuscular synaptic transmission; maintenance of presynaptic active zone structure; regulation of synaptic plasticity
Cellular component (GO): cytoskeleton of presynaptic active zone
Molecular function (GO): structural constituent of presynaptic active zone
Source: RefSeq, a predicted model, not a curated record